AUGGUCAUGUUGUCCUACAUUGGGGUCUUCCUAGGGCUUGUAACCCUCUGUCAGUCACUUGGACCUGGGGCAUAUCUGCAGCUGGACAGUUGUGCAUUGAAAAAUGUUGUGACCGAAAUUCUGGCAGACACAAGCAUGUUAAGGAAAAUGGCGGAUUCAAAACAAGCUAAGAAAGCCCUUGGCAAAGGGGCUAAAAGCCCAGUGAAGGGUAUUAAAGACAUAAAGGUGGAAAAGCUUGAAUUCUCCAAGAUUUCACUGAACCUCCUCCCAGGCAUUGGUAUCCAGAUGUUUGUAACAAACAAGAUUGAAAUCAGUGGAAAAAGUUUCUUGGGUGGAACAACAGAAAUGAAAUUAGAAGUAGACAUUAUUACAAAUACAACUUUAAAGAAAGAGAAUGUAGAUUGCCCAACAUUUGUCUCGGUGGAAUGUAAAACCAACCUAAUUGAUGUUAAAGCCAAUCUACCGCAAGGAGUUUUGCCAUCUGUGAUGAACAAUUUUCUGGAUAAAAACCUUAAAACUCUUUUGCCUGUUACAGUCCAAGUUUUCAGAGGAGAAAAUCUCAUCAACCUACCUGAUGACACAAGUACUAGCUCCGUUGUCCUUCCAUCUUUACCCGAAACUACAACAACAUUCAUUUUGACCGCUGACUUUCUUGGACGUGCCUUCACUGUGCUUCAAGAAGAUGGAACUUUUAGCUUCUCAGCCACUGAAGAUGAUCUUGUAAAUGGAGGAGCCAUGUCUACAUCCAUCCUAACUGAUGUCAUUCCUGAGCUUCCCAAAGGACUACUAGAUUACAAAAUAAAUGUAUUUGUGAAUAAAUCAGCCUUAGUUACAGCAAACACUAUGAAAGCGAUUCUCCAUCUUUACUCAACCAUGGAAGUCACUGCAUCGUCUCCAGCUUCAGAAUCUCAGAUCUUAUUCAACGUAGACUUGCAUAUGAAUUUUAAGCUCCAGUUUGCAGUUGAUGAAAAAAAACUGAACUUCAUGAUCUCCCUUGACAAGACCUUCCUGGCUCUGGAAUCAUCCUCAGUUGGAGAAUUUGAGGUGCAAGACUUGAAAGAGUUCAUAACAUCUAUGAUCAACAAAUUAUACACCCCCGCCAUCAAUGGUUUGCUUCAACCAAUCCCCAUACCCAACAUAUUGCAGAAACUUAAUAUCAACUUGGCUAAUGGUCAUAUUGAAACAGAUAAGGUAAUGAUAUAA
Molecule: messenger RNA, 1203 nt
Organism: Bufo gargarizans (Asiatic toad)
Lineage: Eukaryota; Metazoa; Chordata; Amphibia; Anura; Bufonidae
Product: BPI fold-containing family B member 6-like
Exons: 12
Coding region: 1-1203 (400 amino acids)
Molecular function (GO): lipid binding
Source: RefSeq, a predicted model, not a curated record